AUGGAUAUAUUGUUCCUCUUAAACGUAUUUCAACUUGAUACACUCAUGGUUGCCAGAACUUCAUGUUCGUUAAUGCCUACUCGAGUCACAACUGACAAGCAAAGGAAAGUGCUGGAUAUGCUUGGAAAAGACAAAGGAUUCAUGCCUGGCCAAGACUAA
Molecule: messenger RNA, 159 nt
Organism: Sphenostylis stenocarpa
Lineage: Eukaryota; Viridiplantae; Streptophyta; Magnoliopsida; Fabales; Fabaceae
Source: the annotation of a GenBank genome assembly